GGAGCGUUGCCCUUCAUGGUGAACGCCACAGCAGGGACCACCGUACUAGGGGCCUUCGAUCCGCUGGAGGAGAUAGCUGACAUCUGUGAACGACACAAUCUAUGGAUGCAUGUAGAUGCAUGUUGGGGAGGAGGAGCCCUGAUGUCUAAGAAACACAGAUACCUGCUGCAGGGCAUUCACAGAGCCAACUCAGUAGCAUGGAAUCCUCACAAGAUGCUGAUGGCUGGUCUACAGUGCUGUGCAUUCAUGGUUCGGGACAAAACGAAUCUUCUCCAGCGGUGUCACUCGGCCCAGGCCUCCUACCUCUUCCAGCAGGAUAAGUUCUAUGAUGUCAGCUAUGACACGGGAGACAAGUCCAUUCAGUGCAGCCGCAAGCCCGACGCCUUCAAGUUCUGGCUGAUGUGGAAAGCCAUCGGCACCAAGGGUCUGGAAGAGAGAGUGGACAGAGCCCUCGCUAUGGCCAGAUAUCUGGCAGAGGAGAUCAAGAAGAGAGAUGGAUUCCGUCUUGUGAUGGAGCCGGAGUACACCAACGUCUGUUUCUGGUACAUUCCUCCUAGUCUGAGGGACAUGGCUGACGGACCUGAGUUCUGGAGAAAUGUCCAUGCGGUGGCGCCAGUGGUUAAGGAGCGCAUGAUGAAGAAGGGCUCUAUGAUGGUAGGCUACCAGCCCCAUGGAGACAAGGCUAACUUCUUCAGACAGAUCAUCAUUAGCCCUCAGGUCAGCAGAGAAGACAUGGACUUUCUGCUGGACCAAAUACACAGCCUGGGGAUGGACUUAUGAUCCCACGGGGAAUACCUACAAAAUGGCACCCCGUUCCCUCAAUGAGCCCUGGGCAAAAGUAGUGCACUAUAUACAGGGAAUUUGGGUACCAUUUUGAACAAAACCCAAAUGGUCAUGUUCAGUAGGCACGAAACAGGAGAUCCUGUUUUGAAACUGAGUGAAAAGGAAGUGGUACCCCAAACAUCCUAUAAGAAGUUUCCAAACAUCCUAUAAGAAGUUUCCAAACAUCCUAUAAGAAGGUUCCAAACAUCCUAUAAGACGUUUCCAAACAUCCUAUAAGAAGUUUCCAAACAUCCUAUAAGAAGUUUCCAAACAUCCUAUAAGAAGUUUCCAAACAUCCUAUAAGAAGUUUCCAAACAUCCUAUAAGAAGUUUCCAAACAUCCUAUAAGAAGUUUCCAAACAUCCUAUAAGACGUUUCCAAACAUCCUAUAAGAAGUUUCCAAACAUCCUAUAAGAAGUUUCCAAACAUCCUAUAAGACGUUUCCAAACAUCCUAUAAGAAGUUUCCAAACAUCCUAUAAGAAGUUUCCAAACAUCCUAUAAGAAGUUUCCAAACAUCCUAUAAGAAGUUUCCAAACAUCCUAUAAGAAGUUUCCAAACAUCCUAUAAGAAGUUU
Molecule: messenger RNA, 1396 nt
Organism: Oncorhynchus gorbuscha (pink salmon)
Lineage: Eukaryota; Metazoa; Chordata; Actinopteri; Salmoniformes; Salmonidae
Product: acidic amino acid decarboxylase GADL1-like
Exons: 6
Biological process (GO): carboxylic acid metabolic process
Cellular component (GO): cytoplasm
Molecular function (GO): carboxy-lyase activity; pyridoxal phosphate binding
Source: RefSeq, a predicted model, not a curated record